This is a messenger RNA of Amphimedon queenslandica, 845 nucleotides long. RefSeq lists its product as uncharacterized. Bases 98 to 742 code for a protein of 214 amino acids. The record is from RefSeq and is a predicted model, not a curated record. The transcript has 3 exons. Lineage: Eukaryota; Metazoa; Porifera; Demospongiae; Haplosclerida; Niphatidae.
AUGAAAACGCAGCUGCUGGACUAGUGUAAACACCUGAAAACAGUAAUAGCAAACCUAUUCGGAUUCAGUGGAGCGGAGUAGUGUAAACGUGGCCUAAAUGGAAGUGAUCCAGAUAAAGCCUAGGAAUCCAUCAAACACAAGUAUUACUUGUGUUUGUAAGGCAUUGGAGCAGUUUGACAUUGAGGUAUCAAAAAUACAUGUCAGUCAAGAUGGACAAUACUACAAUGUUGAAGUAACUUGUGGUAGUUGGGGGAAAAUUCAGUCUCAAAUCAAAGGACUGCGGCUACGACUAUGGGAAUUCAAACUAGUUAAAGGUCCUUUAACAACAGAUGAAUGUGUACUAAUUAAUAUAACCUAUUCUGAUCCAGCUGCCUUCAAAGAUGGCAAGUUACCUUCUGUGAGUGAUUUAAAGGAACAGUUCUUGCAAGUGGCUUCUAAAGCUACCCCUAGUAUGUCUGGGUACAACUAUGCUUUCACUAUCAAUAAGGUAGACUUUUGCUCCCUAUAUUGUUUCCAAACCACACAACCAUCACCUCAAAGUGAUGGUUCGUUAUGGAAGCAUCUUGUCAAAGUUGAAGUCGAAUGCCUUUCAUCUUAUUGUCAUCUCGAUGGUAAAAGUUUCUACUAUGAUUUUCUAACAAGUAUUGUGAGCGAUGAUUGCUGGAUAUGCUGGAAAUUUAAUGGAGCCACAAGUGAUGGGAUCAUACUUGGUUCAAAUUUGAAAAAGAUAAAAAAAGUGUAAUACGAAGAGACAUCAGUUUGAGCAUAGAACUAUUGGUAAUGCUGUUAUAAUUUUUUUUUAAUUUUUGCUGUAAGUGAAAAUCCUACUUUCCUUAGCUACCAUA